Molecule: messenger RNA, 2853 nt
Organism: Plasmodium knowlesi strain H
Lineage: Eukaryota; Apicomplexa; Aconoidasida; Haemosporida; Plasmodiidae
Product: ribonuclease Z, putative
Exons: 6
Coding region: 1-2853 (950 amino acids)
Biological process (GO): mitochondrial tRNA 3'-end processing
Cellular component (GO): mitochondrion
Molecular function (GO): 3'-tRNA processing endoribonuclease activity
Source: RefSeq, a predicted model, not a curated record
AUGGAAGUGUACAUACAAAUGGUAGGGUGUCACAAGUUGGCAGUACCGCCAACCCUGAGGCUAUUUGUGAACGGGGAAUUCACACUGUUUAACUGUGGAGAAAACGUACAAAGAUUUUUGAACGAGCAUAAGUUACAUGUCGUUAAAACUAGGAAUAUAUUUUUUACGAAAAUAAAUCCAGAAACGAUUGGGGGGUUAGUCGGUCUCCUCCUAACCAUAGACAACAUAGCAAAUAGUGACAUAUCCAUUUAUGGACCCAAGCCGAUAGAACAGAUAGUUAACAAUUUCAAAUCCUCCUUUGCGAAACUGAAAAAUAUAAAAUUGCAAGUACACGAAUUUUGUGAAAGUCUUCCUAUAGUUUUAAAGGGAAACGUUGUUAUAACCCCAAUAGUACUACAAGAAAAAGGAGAAAAUGACAUGCCCAAUCAGUGCAUAAAGGAGGUACAUAAUAUUGAAGGUAACAUAGCUCCCGAAUCGAAUGACUCGCAUCGUGAGGGAAUGAACCCCUCACGUGAAGGGGGCACAGUAAAGCAUGGCUCGUCUGGUGAAAGUCGUUUGGAUAAUUUUAAGAGGAGGAGGAUGGAAGGAGGGUGCAUCCCGAAUGGAGACAAUCACCAGAGUGGCCACAAAAAUGGCGAAGCAGACAAGGAAAAUACCCCAAGUGGAGAAUAUCCCCUAAAGGACACUCCAAAUGGAGAAUAUCCCCCUAGAAUCCUCCCCGAUGAAGGAAUCCCUAAGGGAAAUCACCUAGAUGAGGAGCUUGUUCACCAAGAAAGAUGCCUCAUCACUACACAAGACGAACGGUAUGACAAAGGUACCAAAGCAGAGAAGGCACAAAUUAAGAAAAAGUUCAGCACCAUUUGCUAUGCAAUUGAGUGUCCUCAAACAAUUGGAAAAUUCCACGUCGAGAAGGCAAAGAGAUUAAAUAUUCCACCAGGAAAAUACUAUGGAAUACUAAAAUCUGGAAGAUCCAUUACGUUAAAUGAUAAAGUAAUAAAGCCUGAAGACGUGUGCGAUAAAAACAUAGACGGAAGGAAGGCACUAGUCAUUGAUGUAGAGGAUGCUGUUGAUGUAAAAUAUUUGUUGGAGGAAUUUGCUAGUGAGGGAAAUUCUUAUUUAAAAAAUUUGCAGUACAUUUUUCAUUUAUCUGGAGAAGAAAUUACGAAUAUGGACAAUUAUAAAAAUUUUUUUUUAAGUUUGAAAAAUGUGAAAAAUAUUAAGUGUAAUCAAUCAAAUACUUCUUUGAAAGUAUGUCCAUUUGUAUCCACAGCAUCAUUGAACAACUUCCUUUCUAAAUUAUUGCCUACCAUUUUUUUGAAGUACAAAGCGGACACCCCCCUGUACGAACUUUGGCACGCAUCAGCGGAUGAUGCUGAUGAGGAUGGGAGGGAAAGGGGAAAAUUGGCUUCACCUGCAAAGGAGGAUGGACCCACAUGUCAAAUAGGGAAUUCUUCCCAAAAGGCGAGUGCUUCAUAUGGUCCUACCGCGGGAGAUCCAAAAGAGGUAAAGGAGGAAGUGAAUGGGCGGGUGACGGAAGAAGUGAAUGGGCGGGUGACGGAAGAAGUGAAUGGGCGGAUGACGGAAGAAGUGAAUGAUGAGGUAAAUAACGAGGUAAAUGCCGAGGUGAAUGAUGAGGUAAAUAACGAGGUAAAUGCCGAGGUGAAUGAUGAGGUAAAUAACGAGGUAAAUGCCGAGGUGAAUGACGAGGUAAAUGACGAGGUGAAUGACGCAAAAGACCAAGUGGAGAAAGACGCAGCGAAACAAACAGAAUGCGAACAAGGCGAUUCCUAUCUUGUGUACAACCCGCUGUGCAAAUUUAUUCUGCACCCGUUUCACAAAGUUAGCAUAAGCACGGACGAAAUGCUGCGCGAAUUAUAUCCAACUAUUUUUAAUUCUGCAAAAAUAUCCAACGUAUUAAGGAAUAAUGAAGAAUUACUAAAUCGAUUUGAACAUUUUAAUAAUAAAGCAACGCAGAGUUACUUAAAAUAUCCUUCCUUUUAUUUUCUCGGUACCGGUUGUUCAAUGCCCUCAACAUUUCGAAACGUUUCUGGUAUUAUUUUAAACGUUGAAGAAAAUUUCAGAAUUGUUUUAGACUUUGGAGAGGGCUCUCUCUACCAGUUGUACUGGAUGAGCCAGUCGUGGCUUCACUUUUCCAACACCAUUAAGUCGAUUAAAGUAGUAUUCAUUUCGCACGCACACGCAGAUCACCACAUGGGACUUUACUACCUACUUCAUAUGCGCAGACUCCUCUUUCCACACCUCGAUGACCCCCUCAUAUUGAUCCCGUCAACACUAAAAAGUUGGAUGAAUUUAUUUAAUGAACUUUUUUUUGACAAACCAGUGAACGUGUUGUACAAUGAAGAAAAUUUGGAAGUAAAGGAAAAAGUGGGAGAUGACGACAGCUUUGUAUUUCUCCGCCCUUUUAAGGUUAAGCAUGUUAAAGAAUCCUAUGGCAUAAAAAUUGAAGGUAAAAAUAUCGGUUCCGUGGUUUAUUCAGCGGACACAAGACCAUGCGAUAAUGUUAAAACUUUCUCCAAAAAUUGUGACAUUUUGAUACACGAAGCCACCUUUGAUGACGAAUUGCUGGACGAGGCCAUUUAUAAAAACCACUCUACAACACAUGAGGCUAUGCAAAUAAGUCUAGAGGUCGAGUGUAAAACGCUAAUACUAACUCAUUUCAGCCAAAGGUAUCCAAAGGCACCGAAAUUAAACAAGUCCUCUUCCUCCGAAAUUAACGAAAUUAUGAAUAAAACAAUUUACAGCUUCGACUACAUGUGCAUUCCUUUAAAUUUAAUAAACGAAUUACCUCAUUAUUUCAGCAUUCUAUUAAAUUUAUUGGAAAAAAUAUUCUAA